Molecule: messenger RNA, 1752 nt
Organism: Anopheles stephensi (Asian malaria mosquito)
Lineage: Eukaryota; Metazoa; Arthropoda; Insecta; Diptera; Culicidae
Gene: alc
Product: 5'-AMP-activated protein kinase subunit beta-2
Exons: 3
Coding region: 270-1157 (295 amino acids)
Biological process (GO): signal transduction
Cellular component (GO): nucleotide-activated protein kinase complex; nucleus; cytoplasm
Molecular function (GO): protein kinase binding
Source: RefSeq, a predicted model, not a curated record
CUUUCAGAUGCAUCGCCUUUGACAGCUGUCAUCCGCUGCGCUCUGCACAAAAACAUUCUCGACCAAAAUACGCAGAACACGCAAAAGAAAGACACACACAGAAAAUAGAAAAAAAAAAAAGUUACAGUACAAGGCGAGCCUAGCGUAAAAAAUUAAUUUCCCGCAGUUUUCUUCGUGAAGCUUUUCACCGUGUUUACUUUAUUCGCUGCGUGCGUGUGACUCAGCUUCUACCUCCGGGAGGGAGACCCCUUUUUUUGCUACAGCGAGAGAUGGGAAACGCAGGAAGUAAUUUACCCCGCGAGCGCCAUAAAUCCGGAUCCAAUGAUCCAAUACCUGGCUCACCAAUGAAGGACGAUCAGGCGUUUGUGUUCGACCGGAAGCCACACAUCCACGGGUACCCGUACGCAACCGAGGAGGAGGUGGAACCGUACGGUUACUCCAAAUCCGUUCCGGAUCCGGAGUUUACCCGCGAACCGAGGAAACGAUCGAGCACCAUGUCCGAGGGUACCACACCGUCCGAUAUGCCUGCAGGAGUGGGUGGGGCGGGUGGUGGUCCGGGCGGACCGCAGGAAGAGGAACCCCAAUCGACCACACUGCCGACCGUGUUCAAGUGGGACGGUGGUGGCAAGCAGGUGUUCAUCAGCGGCACGUUCUCGCAGUGGAAGGUGCUGCCGAUGGUGAAGUCGCACGCCGAUUUUGUCACCAUCAUCAACAUCCCGGAAGGGGACCACCAGUAUAAGUUUCUGGUCGAUGGCGAGUGGAAGCAUGAUCCGAAGCUGAAAAAUGUUGAAAAUGAUUCGGGCUUCACGAACAAUCUCGUGACCGUGCGUCAGUCCGACUUUGAAGUAUUCCAGGCGCUGGCCAAGGACAGCGAAGAUACGGGCAAGGACGAAUCGAAAGACUGGGGCCAGGAUAUACCGACCGCCAGACCGUGGGGCAAGGAAUCGGGACCACCGAUACUGCCGCCCCAUCUGCUGCAGGUCAUUCUCAACAAGGACACACCACUAUCGUGCGAGCCAACACUUCUUCCCGAACCGAAUCACGUCAUGUUGAACCACCUGUACGCCCUAUCGAUCAAGGACGGUGUAAUGGUGCUGAGUGCGACCCAUCGCUACCGGAAGAAAUACGUAACCACACUACUUUACAAACCGAUUUAGACACGAAUGGGAGGAGGGAGGUGAUGGGGUGGGUGAAUUUUCAUAUACUUUUCCAGCAAACACACAAGCUGGAACAACAUAUUAGCUAGGGGACAAUGGGGGGACAAACCAAAAAGCUGAAACACACCAUACACACACAACCGCAAGAUGGUUGAUUUGAAAACGGAAAACGGAAAGGACAACCGUGACGAUAUAGCUGUGAGCAAGAACCCCCCCAAAACAGAGGUCACAAGAAACAACAAAAAAAGCUAAAUGUAUUCUAUUCCUCACAGUUUGUUGAUUAUAUUGCAUAGUUUGUAGUUACUAGAGAAGGAAAAAACCAGUCAGAUUACAUAUGAUUCGUCAGGGAAAAACAAAAUACGCUGCGUGCCUGAAGAAAUCAGAUUGACGGAAGAGACAGCGAAGGGACGUAACAGUUAUAGCAAUUGGCGAAGAUCAUACAUAUAUAUAUUUUUUUAAAUGCUUUCCGUUCAAACCAUGACGAUGGCUUACAAAUACGAAUCUUCGUGUAAAUAAUGUGUCUGGAUAUGAGAUGUAUCGGUUAAAGCAAGAAUAAAGUUUUUCCAACACAUAAACAAAUGAACUUGAUUUAAAA